Messenger RNA from Plectropomus leopardus (leopard coralgrouper), 540 nucleotides. Lineage: Eukaryota; Metazoa; Chordata; Actinopteri; Perciformes; Serranidae. The record is from RefSeq and is a predicted model, not a curated record.
GAGUGUGUGGACAGCUGGCAUCACCUGACAGAGCUGCUGCUGUUGUCUCUGGCGAUGCAGGAGACGCUCAAACACAUCAACACUCACACGGGAAGCUGCUUCCAGCUGAGAGUCGGUAUGGCCCACGGCCCCGUCAUUGCGGGCGUGAUCGGCGCCACCAAACCUCAGUAUGACAUCUGGGGAACGACAGUGAACAUGGCGAGCAGGAUGGAGAGCACCGGCAUCAGCGGGAGGGUCCAGGUCCCUGAGUCCACCAGCUGUAUUUUGGUGGAGCGCGGCUUCCUACGGCAGCUCAGAGGGAACAUUUACCUGAAGGGCAUCAGUGAGCGUCACGGGAAGGUCCGGACGUACUUCGUGAGCGGUCAGGCCGAGACGUCAGUCCAGGGGGACAUGUCUGGCUGGACGGAGCGCGGCGGGGGGCGGGGCUUCGGUCUGAACAGGAACACGCUGGGAGCUGUGGUCUACAGUCUGGUUCAGGCCCGCAAGAGGGACAGACUGAGGGAGGAGAACGGAGGCUUCCACCUGCUGGACACCGCCUAG